Molecule: messenger RNA, 2147 nt
Organism: Clarias gariepinus (North African catfish)
Lineage: Eukaryota; Metazoa; Chordata; Actinopteri; Siluriformes; Clariidae
Gene: ngly2
Exons: 12
Coding region: 82-2070 (662 amino acids)
Molecular function (GO): oxidoreductase activity, acting on paired donors, with incorporation or reduction of molecular oxygen, reduced ascorbate as one donor, and incorporation of one atom of oxygen
Source: RefSeq, a predicted model, not a curated record
UUUUUCCUUUCGCUAUCACUUUAACAGUAAAAACAAACAGAACACACACACACCUCUCUCUCUCUCUCUCUCUCUCUCAGUAUGAGGAUCCGUCCUUUAGCACUCGUGCUUUUCACUCUUAUCUGCUUGCCCGCGCUCGUGCACGCGCGAGCCGCCGCCGAGGAGAGCGUUGUCCACGAGCCGAGCGCGCGCCCGCGCGAGCGCUCCGGAUUGCCCGGGUUCGACCCCGGAGACCCGGCCCCGGCUUUCCGGGUCCAGACUUUAGACGGGGAGUUCGUCUAUCCGCUCAGCGCGGCUUCCAAAUCCUCCUCCGUCAUCAUCCACGCGUUCACGAAUAAAUCCGCGUUCCUGGAGUGUCUCUGGUCGUCCAACUCGUCCGUGUCCGAGCUGCUGGAGUUCCUUCCGCUCAGCGCCGAGGUUCUGUUCCUGUCUCUGGACGACUCCGCGGCCCAGGAUGCGCUCUGGAUGAGAGAGCAGGUGUACAGGGUCGUCUCCUCUGUAGGGCACAGGGGUAAGGAAAUUUUAUCCAGGCUUCAUUUCUCCCCCAUCCCCAUCUACGCCUUGGGGAACUGGAUACCCAGAGUGCUCUACUCCUGGGGAUGCGGCGGACACAACUGUGGUCUGGCGCAGGCGGUGUUCACAAGUCCAGAGUGGAAAUUUCCGGUGAUCACAAAGCGCCUGAACGCCAGGUACGACUGGCUGAAUGGCCGCUGGGAAAAAGUGCAAUACGUCCUGGUCGGGGCAGGUGACGGCUGCAAGCCCUUUCCUGCAGCCGCCGGAGCUGUGGCCUGGGUUUCUGAAAGCGGCUGCUCGUUUUUCGCCAAGAUUAAAGCCAUGGAAGAUUCCAAAGCAGUAGGUGUGCUGGUUUAUGCAUUACCUGGCAACCCAAUCCAGGACAUGAAUUGCACUGGAGAUGAGUGUAACACCACCCUCAACAUUCCUGCGGCUAUGCUGCACUUCCAGCCUGCUGUAGAUCAGGCGCUAUCAUCUGGGAAGAAGGUGAAUGUGACGUUCCAGGUCACUCCAUCACCCAACUUUUUUAUUGCAAUAGACCAGCAGGGGGCGCUGGCAGAAAUGGGCUGGUUCCUGUAUCCAACAUUCCGUUUCAUAAGCUGGCAGGCAGAGUGGUUUGACUUCAACGCUGGCUUGCUGGAGCGAGUUAAACGUCCUGCUGCUGUCGUUCCUGUGUUUAAUAAAACGCUGAUGCAGGGAGAGGCGGGAGCUCGGGCCGUUAUCACACUUCCCAAAGACUUGUUGGAGUUUGACAUGCUGGAGCUGGACGCGGCGUUGUCCUGCCCCGGCCGCAGGGACGAGACGUGCGCUCACUGGGAUCACACGGUGCAGCUGUUCAUCUGCUGCGAUCACUUCAGUCCUUACUGUAACAUGGAGCUCGGCCGCUGGAUCACCGCCUUCCGCAGAGGCACCGGCCGCUGGCUGACAGACGUGUCUCCGCUCCUGCCUCUGCUGAACAGCGAGAGCUGUGCUCUGGUCAUGAAGACCCCGCCCUGGGCCAUGCCCUGGAUCACGUCCCUGAACCUGCGCUUCAGCCACAGCAACCGCUCGGAAAACGCAUCUGAAAAGCUUUACCCCUUCAUGCUGAAGUUUCUGUAUGAGGGCGGAACCUUUGACAGAGAUUACAACUCCAGAUUUCAUGAGAUCAACUUUACUGUUCCACCUUCAACCAAAAAGGUGGAGCUAUACGCUGUGAUCACAGGCCACGGCAGCGACGAUAACAACUGCGGUGAAUUUUGCGUCACGUCGCACUUCUUCCUCGUCAACGGCGUCCGCAACAAUUCGCUCACGUUUCACACGGCUGAUAUGCCACUGGGGUGCGCCAUGCGUGUGGGUGAGGGGGCGGUGCCUAACGAGCACGGCACGUGGCUGUACGGUCGAGCCGGCUGGUGUGACGGACUGCAGGUGGACCCCUGGAGGAUCGAUCUCACGCCACAGCUUAACCUGAGCAGUUCCAACACCAUUCUCUACUUUGGACUUUAUGAAGGACGGAACCCCAAUCCUACCAAAGACCCAGGCUACAUCAUCAUGUCCUCUUAUCUCAUUUUUUAUAAGUGAUUCCCGAGAAGGAAUUAAAUCUGUAAAGAGUCGCUAUUCACUGUAAAUCCUGAUUAAAAAAAAAAGAUAUUUUUGAA